Molecule: messenger RNA, 3468 nt
Organism: Acanthosepion pharaonis
Lineage: Eukaryota; Metazoa; Mollusca; Cephalopoda; Sepiida; Sepiidae
Source: the annotation of a GenBank genome assembly
UUGAUUUUUUUCUCCUUCUUGUUUCAUUCUUUCUUUUUUUCUUUUCUUUUUCUAAUUUUUGAUUUUACUUCCUUUUUUUUUUUUCAAACAUAUUCAGCCUUUCGUUUUUCUUUCUUUCUGUUUGAAAGCAUUUCUGUCGUUGAUUUUUCUUUCUUUCUUUUUGAAAGCAUUUCUGUCAGUGAUUUUUUCUUUCUUUCUUUUUUUGAAAGCAUUUCUGUCGUUGAUUUUCUUUCUUUCUUUUUGAAAGCAUUUCUGUCGUUGAUUUUUCUUUCUUUCUGUUUGAAAGCAUUUCUGUCGUUGAUUUUUUCUUUCUUUCUUUUUGAAAGCAUUUCUGUCGGUGAUUUUUCUUUCUUUCUUUUUGAAAGCAUUUCUGUCGUUGAUUUUUCUUUCUUUCUUUUUGAAAGCAUUUCUGUCGGUGAUUUUUCUUUCUUUCUUUUUGAAAGCAUUUCUGUCGGUGAUUUUUCUUUCUUUCUUUUUGAAAGCAUUUCUGUCGUUGAUUUUUCUUUCUUUCUGUUUGAAAGCAUUUCUGUCGUUGAUUUUUCUUUCUUUCUGUUUGAAAGCAUUUCUGUCGGUGAUUUUUCUUUCUUUCUUUUUGAAAGCAUUUCUGUCGUUGAUUUUUCUUUCUUUCUUUUUUCUUUCUUUCUUUCUUUUUUCUUUCUUUUUUCUUUCUUUCUUUUUUUUUUUUUCUUUCUUUCUUUCUUUUUUCUUUCUUUCUUUUUUCUUUCUUUCUUUCUUUCUUUUUUUUUUCUUUCUUUCUUUUUCUUUCUUUCUUUCUUUCUUUCUUUCUUUCUUUCUUUCCUUUUGAUUUUUCCUUAUUUCUUUGAUACUUUCGUUUUCUUUUUUCUUUCUUUUGUUAAUCAUUUUCCAGGCUUUGAUUUUUUUCUCCUUCUUGUUUCAUUCUUUCUUUUUUUUCUUUUCUUUUCUACCUUUGAUUUUACUUCCUUUUUUUUUUUCAAACAUAUUCAGCCUUUCGUUUUUCUUUCUUUCUGUUUGAAAGCAUUUCUGUCGUUGAUUUUUCUUUCUUUCUUUUUGAAAGCAUUUCUGUCGGUGAUUUUUCUUUCUUUCUUUUUGAAAGCAUUUCUGUCGUUGAUUUUUCUUUCUUUCUUUUUGAAAGCAUUUCUGUCGUUGAUUUUUCUUUCUUUCUGUUUGAAAGCAUUUCUGUCGUUGAUUUUUCUUUCUUUCUUUUUGAAAGCAUUUCUCAUUUCUGUCGUUGAUUUUUCUUUCUUUCUGUUUGAAAGCUUAUUUCUGUCGUUGAUUUUUCUUUCUUUCUUUUUGAAAGCAUUUCUGUCAGUGAUUUUUUCUUUCUUUCUUUUUGAAAGCAUUUCUGUCGUUGAUUUUUCUUUCUUUCUUUUUUUGAAAGCAUUUCUCAUUUCUGUCGUUGAUUUUUUCUUUCUUUUUUUUGAAAGCAUUUCUGUCGUUGAUUUUUCUUUCUUUCUUUUUGGCCAUUUCUGUCACAUUUCUGUCGUUGAUUUUUCUUUCUUUCUGUUUGAAAGCAUUUCUGUCGUUGAUUUUUCUUUCUUUCUUUUUGAAAGCAUUUCUGUCGUUGAUUUUUCUUUCUUUCUUUUUGAAAGCAUUUCUGUCGUUGAUUUUUCUUUCUUUCUUUUUGAAAGCAUUUCUGUCGGUGAUUUUUCUUUCUUUCUUUUUGAAAGCAUUUCUGUCGUUGAUUUUUCUUUCUUUCUUUUUGAAAGCAUUUCUGUCGUUGAUUUUUCUUUCUUUCUUUUUGAAAGCAUUUCUGUCGUUGAUUUUUCUUUCUUUCUGUUUGAAAGCAUUUCUCUUGUUUCUGUCGUUGAUUUUCUUUCUUUCUGUUUUGAAAGCAUUUCUGUCGUUGAUUUUUCUUUCUUUCUUUUUGAAAGCAUUUCUGUCGUUGAUUUUUCUUUCUUUCUUUUUGAAAGCAUUUCUGUCGUUGAUUUUUCUUUCUUUCUUUUUGAAAGCAUUUCUGUCGUUGAUUUUCUUUCUUUCUUUUUGAAAGCAUUUCUCAUUUCUGUCGUUGAUUUUUCUUUCUUUCUUUUUGAAAGCAUUUCUGUCGUUGAUUUUCUUUCUUUUUUUUUUGAAAGCAUUUCUGUCGUUGAUUUUUCUUUCUUUCUGUUUGAAAGCAUUUCUGUCGGUGAUUUUUUCUUUCUUUCUUUUUUGAAAGCAUUUCUGUCGUUGAUUUUUCUUUCUUUCUGUUUGAAAGCAUUUCUGUCGUUGAUUUUUCUUUCUUUCUUUUUUGAAAGCAUUUCUGUCAGUGAUUUUUCUUUCUUUCUUUUUGAAAGCAUUUCUGUCAGUGAUUUUUCUUUCUUUCUUUUUGAAAGCAUUUCUGUCGUUGAUUUUUCUUUCUUUCUGUUUGAAAGCAUUUCUGUCAGUGAUUUUCUUUCUUUCUUUUUGAAAGCAUUUCUGUCGUUGAUUUUCUUUCUUUCUUUUUUGAAAGCAUUUCUGUCAGUGAUUUUUCUUUCUUUCUGUUUGAAAAGCAUUUCUGUCAGUGAUUUUUCUUUCUUUCUUUUUGAAAGCAUUUCUGUCGUUGAUUUUUCUUUCUUUCUUUUUGAAAGCAUUUCUGUCAGUGAUUUUUCUUUCUUUCUUUUUGAAAGCAUUUCUGUCGUUGAUUUUUCUUUCUUUCUGUUUGAAAGCAUUUCUGUCAGUGAUUUUCUUUCUUUCUUUUUGAAAGCAUUUCUGUCGUUGAUUUUUCUUUCUUUCUGUUUGAAAGCAUUUCUGUCGGUGAUUUUUCUUUCUUUCUUUUUGAAAGCAUUUCUGUCGUUGAUUUUUCUUUCUUUCUGUUUGAAAGCAUUUCUGUCGGUGAUUUUUCUUUCUUUCUUUUUGAAAGCAUUUCUGUCGUUGAUUUUUCUUUCUUUCUGUUUGAAAGCAUUUCUGUCGGUGAUUUUUCUUUCUUUCUUUUUGAAAGCAUUUCUGUCGUUGAUUUUUCUAUCUUUCUUCUUCGUUGUAAGCAUUUUUCGGCCUUUGAUUCUUCCCUUCUUUCUUUUAUUAUUUUCCCCUCUUUUUCCUCUUUUUUUCCUUUUUUUCAAAGUUUUCUUUAUGUCUCAGUGUUUUUCAUUUCAAUAUUCCUUCUUUUUCCUUUAUUUUUUUCUUUAUUUUUCUUUCUUUUUCGGAACCUUUCUUUUCAUAGUUUCUUCCCAUUUUUCUUUCUUUCUCAAUAUUCUUUCUUCUCGGUACCUUUCUUAUCAAAGUUUCUUUUCAUUUCACUACCUCUCUUCUUUUGUUUUUCUCUCUUAUUCUUUAUAUACUUUACAGCUUACUUUCGUUACCUCCUUGUUUAUUUACUUCUGUUGGCUUUUUGUUCAAGUUCCCUACACCCUACAUUCGCUGCAUUCAAAAUGUCUGUUAUUACUUAUGUUGACGGCGAAUAUCUUUCUUAAUAUGCCAUCCCGCUUCUUUACUUCUCUUUCUCAAUCUGCUGAUCAUCUAUCUAUCUAUCUAUCUAUCUAUCUAUCUAUCUAUCUAUCUAUCUAUCUAUCUCAGUAUGUUCCUAUCUAUUGA